Messenger RNA from Didymodactylos carnosus, 621 nucleotides. The record is from the annotation of a GenBank genome assembly. NCBI's taxonomy places the organism in Eukaryota, Metazoa, Rotifera, Eurotatoria, Philodinida, Philodinidae.
AUGGAUCCAUACGGUAGUAGUGACUCAUCUCGAGUGUUUAGUUCGCCAUAUACUCGCUUGGGCAUACUGAUUCAAAGAAUAUUGGAUCGUGUCACUCCAUUCAUAGGAGUGCGAUGGCUGCUUAAUAUUGUUCUAUUAAUAUUAUUUCUAUUGCGUAUAUUUUUCCUUCAAGGCUUUUACAUAAUCGCCUAUGGCUUAGGAAUAUUUUUAUUAAAUCAACUCAUUUUAUUUUUGACCCCAAAACAAGAUCCAUCUUUACAAGAAUUGGACAAUGAUGAUGGCAAUAAUGUGCCAAUAUUGCCGACACGUGCAAACGAAGAAUUUCGUCCAUUUAUGAGACGAUUACCAGAGUUUAAAUUUUGGUAUACAUCAUUUAAAGCAUGCAUCAUCAGUUUAUUACUAACAUGUUUUACUAUAUUUGAUGUGCCAGUAUUUUGGCCGGUAUUAGUCAUGUAUUUUUUCACAUUAUUUUUUUUAACAAUGAGACAAAGAAUUGUUCAUAUGAUUCAAUAUCGUUAUGUACCAUUCUCGUAUGGAAAAGUACGUUAUCAAGGAAAAAAUGAUGUAACAACAUCAAUGGGAAAUGUGGCAAAUAGUGGAAUUAAAAUAUCAGCAAAAUGA